Oreochromis niloticus (Nile tilapia) is the source of this 8022-nucleotide messenger RNA. RefSeq names its product phosphofurin acidic cluster sorting protein 1 (gene pacs1b). The coding region runs from base 552 to 3371 and encodes 939 amino acids. Gene Ontology annotation, molecular function: transmembrane transporter binding. The record is from RefSeq and is a predicted model, not a curated record. NCBI's taxonomy places the organism in Eukaryota, Metazoa, Chordata, Actinopteri, Cichliformes, Cichlidae. Gene Ontology annotation, biological process: protein localization to plasma membrane. The transcript is spliced from 23 exons.
AAAAAUACGAUAUAAUGAAUAAGUUUAAAAUAAGGAUAGUUGAGUCUGCAGUGGUGAACAAAGUGUGUGUGGUGUUCAAACAAACGCAGUAACAGCAGCAGCUGUGAUUGGCCAGUUCCUGUCUGUGAGUCUCGCGCUCAGGAGUCGCUCUACGUCCUCAGUAGAGGCGUUGCUCUCGCUGCUCUCUGCUCAUUGUGCGACUUCGGCGAGAGAAAUUUCCGCUUCCUGCACCGAUAAACACCAGCGGGCGAACACGCACCGAGCCGACACCAACUUAAGCAGAGGGAGAGACGGAGAGAGCCGCGGGUAUUUGCCGCCUGCCGUCAGGUAGAAACCCCGGAGACUGCGAUGUUUUCACUGUCAGGCGGAGAUUAGCACUUUCCUGUUAGCGCUGCGCUCGCCUGCACCAUCCGGAGCCUGAAAAAACAAGGCAAAGCGAAGCGCGGAGACGGAGCUAGAGCACCAGAAGAAGGACGACACACGGAGAAGGCAGACUACUACGGGUAUUCCCCCCAUUAGCUCCGUGUUAAAGCCCGUUUUCAGCCUCCAGGAUGUCGGAGCGAGGAGGGCUCCCGCGGACUGGGGGCGUCCCUUCGCCGCACAUGCAGCCCUCCAAGCCGGUCAGCAUCUCCAACCGUCCGGUCCAUAUGAACCUGUACGCUACCUGGGAGGUGGACCGCUCCUCGCCCAGCUGUGUGCCGAGGCUUUUCAAUCUGACCCUGAAGAAGCUGAUCAUGCUGAAGGAGCUGGAUAAGGACCUCACCUCAGUCGUCAUCGCGGUCAAACUGCAGGGCUCCAAGCGGAUCCUGCGCUCCAAUGAGAUCUUGCUGUCCUCGGCAGGACUGACGGAGACCGAUCUGCAGCUCACCUUCUCCCUCCAGUAUCCACACUUCUUAAAGAGAGAUGCCAACAAGCUUCAGAUCAUGCUGCAGAGGCGUAAGCGAUACAAGAACAGGACCAUCCUGGGCUACAAGACCCUGGCUUUGGGUCUAAUCAACAUGGCCGAGGUGAUGCAGCACCCCAGCGAGGGCGCCCAGGUCCUGGGGCUGCACAGCCAGGUGAAAGAUGCCUCAGUGCCCGUCGCUGAGAUCAGAGUCUACUCCCUGUCGAGUCAGCCCAUCGAUCACGAGGGACCUAAAGCAAAGAUGUCUGAUCGUUCUCCAGACAUCGACAACUACUCUGAAGAAGAGGAGGAGAGCUACUCGUCAGAGCAGGAAGGCAGCGAUGACCCCAUUCAUGGGCAGUAUCUGUUUGAUGAAGACGAGGAGGUGAGGAAGAAGAAGCCGAGGCGUAAGCUGCCUUCCAACGCCGCUAUCACCAGGCAACCCAACAUCAAACAGAAGUUUGUCGCCUUGCUGAAAAGGUUUAAAGUCACAGAUGAGGUUGGUUUUGGUCUGGAGCACGUGUCCAGGGAGCAGAUCCAGGAGGUGGAGGAGGACCUGGACGAGCUGUACGACAGCCUGGAGAUGUACAACCCGAGCGACAGCGGGCCGGAGCUGGACGAGACCGACAGCAUCCUGAGCACACCCAAACCUAAGCUGAGGCCGUUCUUUGAGGGAAUGUCUCAGUCGAGCUCUCAGACGGAGAUCGGCAGCCUGAACAGCAAAGGCAGUUUGGGCAGAGACACGUUCAGUCCGGGGGAGCAGCCUCUUCUGGAGAAGAUGAAACCUUCCCGAAGCCGCAACCUGGAUGAGAUCCCGUCUGAGACCGACACGCUGGAGCUAACAGACCAGGAGCUGUUCGCUGAAGUGGGCCCGUGCAUCAUGGUGUCCGUGGCAGAAAAACCCCGUACACCCAUUAAGAGCAGCAAAAGUGAAGCACAGCCGAUGGCAUCGCCGAGGUUGGAUGGAGGCCAUACACCAAGGCAGAAGCGCAUUAGCACUCCGAUGAAGGAGAGACAGCUGUCCAAACCUCUCAGUGAGCGGACCAACAGCUCAGACUCCGAGAGGUCCCCGGAGCUGGGACACAGCACGCCGGUUCUGAGGAAAGCAGUGUACGAUCAGCUUAACCAGAUUUUGUUGUCGGACUCGGCGCUCCCAGAGAGCCUCAUUUUGGUCAACAGCACAGACUGGCAGGGGCAGUAUGUUGCAGAGCAGCUCCAGGUACAGAGACACCCAGUGGUCUGCACGUGCUCAGCAGCUGAAAUACAGGCGGUGCUGUCUGCUGUGCUCACUCGCAUCCAGAAAUUCUGCAACUGUAACUCGUCCAUGCCCAGACCAGUGAAGGUGGUGGCGGUGGGCAGCCAGAGCUACCUGGGAGCCAUCCUGCAGUUCUUCGUCACCCAGCUCGCCAACAAGACGUCUGACUGGCUGAACCACAUGCGCUUCCUGGUGGUGCCGCUGGGCUCUCAUCCUGUGGCUAAACACCUCGGAGCCCUCGACAAUCGCUACAGCUCCUCCUUUCUGGACGGGGUGUGGAGAGACGUGUUCAGUCGCUCAGAGCCGCCGCAGACAGGUACCACGCGUGCCGUCUCCCCUCAGGACAUAAUUCAGCAUUUCGCGCCUUUAUUCACUUCUCCAAUUUUUUCAUUUUCUCCUGCAGAUCAGUUGGAUGUGGCAGGAAGAAUUUCCCAAUACAUCAGCGGAGCUACGGUCACGCACCAGCUGCCCAUCGCCGAGGCCAUGCUAACCUGCAAGCACAGAACGCGAGAUGAAGACUCCUACCAGAAGUUCAUUCCUUUUAUUGGGGUGGUGAAGGUUGGUCUGAUCGAGUCUGGUCAGUCUCCAACAGGAGAUGCAGAGGAGGGUGUAGCAGUGAGCCUCGCUGUCCCCUCCACAUCUCCCCCCUCCCACGGCUCUCCCACCGGGAUGAUCAAAGAGACAGCCACGCCUCCCUCCUCUCCCUCCAUGGGGAGCGUGCUCACAGUUCAAGGGAGCCCCAGCAUGUCCCACGGCGUGGACGCCAUCGGCCUGCAGGUGGAUUACUGGCUGGCCUCUCUGGCAGAGAAGCGGCGGGAGGGAGAGCGACGCGACACGAGCUGCAAGAACACGCUGAAGAGCGCCUUCCGCUCGCUGCAGGUCAGCAGGCUACCAGGCGGGGGCAGCAGCGAUCCACAGGCUCAGGUCAACACCAUGGCCAUGACUGUGGUCACCAAGGAGAAGAACAAAAAAAGUUCCCACCAUCUUCUUGGGGAAGAAGCCCAAAGAGAAGGACGUAGACUCCAAGAGCCAGGUCAUCGAAGGCAUCAGUCGACUCAUCUGCUCGGCCAAGCAGCAGCAGACCAUCCUGAAAGUGUCCAUAGACGGCGUCGAGUGGAACGACGUCAAGUUCUUCCAGCUGGCUGCCCAGUGGCCCACUCACGUCAAAUACCUACCUGUCGGACUUUUCGGCUACAGCAAGCCUCCCUCGUAGGGACCUACCUACCGACCUGACCUGACCUUUCGACUGCCCUCCACACAAACGCCGCCUCUCAGCCACCCGCAGAGCUGAGGGAGGACAUAAAGCAGCUGGACUUUCUCCUUUUCCUUAAUCUCAUUUUGGCUUCAGUUGUCUUAUUUGUCUUUAGGGAGAGGAGGGAGGGUAGCGCUGGGGUGCAGUGCUGUUACUAGUCACUUUAUUAUUGCCCCCUUUCUGUGUGUGUUGGUGUGCUCCGUGAGUGUGCAUGCACACGUGAAUGUACAGUAUGUGUGUGUGUGUGGGUGUGUGUGUGUUUACAAGGGGACUACAGCACAAGUUUAUUAGCUAACUGCCUUUUAUGUUUCCGUUCUAUGGAAUGCAGCAGCAUGCAACCACUCACCGGUUUCAAGCCCUCAAAAGACCGACCCUGCCCCCCUCAGAAGACCCCCGAUCCUCACGUGCAUGCUCUAAACUAACAGAUACACCAACUGUGUGCCGCAAACAAACUCCAAAUUAGUGCAACAGCGCUUCAGCGUGUGCACGAGUCACUAAGAACGUGCAGUCAAAUAACAAAGCUGGCGUUUGAUGGAUUUUUUCCCCCCCUCACCCUCUGUUAGCAGAAAAAAAAAUGCCCUUCAACAAAUCCUGUUGGUUUAUUUUUUAAUUUCAAGGGCUUCCAUACUAUAUCUAUAUAUAUAUUUCCUCUGUAGGUGAUUUGGAUGUCUAAUGGCAAAUAUUUCCUCUUAAAAAAAACGAAAAAAUGAGAAAAAAAAACCCUGUAAAUGUCAAGUGUCCUUUAAAAAAGUGCAGUAGUGAGAAAUGUCCAACCCUUCCCUGCAAAGCUGUCGUGAUGCAUAGUGUUUGUUACUGUGAAGAGAUCCAAGACAUCAGGGCAGGGGCUACCGUAGUGUGCGUUUUCUUUCAUCUUUAUUUGCUAUGCACUUACCGUACGAUUACACGUGGACCGUUUUGAGUGUUUAAAAAAUAACAAUAAUAAAGGUUUAACUCUCGUUAACAGCAGAAAUAAAUACAUAUGCAACAGAAAGCAGCAACAUGCAUGUUUAAACCAUCCGAAACUCUUACAGCACUUAACGGGAAAAGCUUUGUUUUUUUCUUUCAGUGUUCGUGCUGUAAAAAUGGGAGUUAGUUACUUGCAGUGAAGCACAACGUUGUGGCCGAUGUCCCCCCACCCCCCACCUGAAAAAAACCCGUCCUCGUUUUAUUGGCUAGACUGGCAGCUUUGUUUUCAGUGGGAACAGCAGACCUGGUGGAAACUCCCACAGAGCGUGCCCGUUUUCUUUCAGCUCCUUACUGACCUUUUUUUUUUUUGUUGUUGUUUGUUUUGGUCUCUCCACUACACGCUUUCUCUAGGAUGUCAUGAGGUGAUUAGUGAGUGUACAGUAACUGGUAACAAGUGUGUGUGUGUGUGUGUGUGUGGUGAAGUACAUGUAAUGUGAUCAGAAACUUUAAAAAAAAUCACUUGAGAGGAGAAAUAGUUUUUUUACCAUGUGACAGAGGGCAUGCAGUUGGUGUGUAAGUGUGCGUCUGUGUGUGUUGAUGUCAGUGACUAUUCGAUUAGGGCUGCAAAAGCUGCAGUUGUCAUCUUGUUGACUUUGUAGACUGGCACAAGGCGAAUAGAGUUGGUUUUUCUUGAUUAAACAGUAAAAAUUGAACAAACCAUUGGGACUAAAAUCUAAGAAUGUUUGUGGAUUUAAAACAGUUGUUUUUAAUGAUUCUGCCUUGUGUCACCUGCAUCGUAGCACUCUCCACCUCCAGUGAAGUAUUACUAAUACAGCUUUUUAAAAAUAGUGUUAAUGCCAAUUUCUUGGUUUAAAUACCUUUUAUUUUGUUCUCAAAGUUUUUUGGUUUUUUUUGUUGUUUUUCUCCUGUGUCAGUGUUUAAAGUGUUACAGUUGUGAUGUUGACGGCACAUCUCCAUCUCUGUUUUUCCUCUCCUGUUACACGACGCUUCGCUAAUGAGUGGUCACUGCCGAGCAAACACUCAGCUAGCUGCGGAUUGACUUUUUCUUUUUUUCUUUUUUUUAAGGGAUUUCAAAAAAUUUGAAUGUAUUGAAUUCAGUUUACGUGUGAACGACUGAUUAUUUUUGUUAAGACACGAGUAGAGAUGACAGACGUUUAGAAAUGAGGCUCCUCUUUUUCCUCGUGAUAACAACCACUGAAGGGCCUGACAGACAGACUGAGGGCUAACCGCCUUACAUACAAUAUGUCGGGUUUUAGGGUUCCCACAUGAUGGACUGUGGUUUGACGUAGAGGUUGCUCGAUCCAAACUAAAAACAGGAGGUUUCAUUCCAGUAUUAAUUCCUUUAGAAGAUACUGGCUUAAGCGUAAAAUGCUGCAUUUGCUGAAACGAAUCAAAGACCUUUGCUAAGAAAAUAGAACAAACUUUUAGUACAACUUUAAAAUAACCCAUACAUACAGAGACUUUACAGUUUAUUUACUCCAUUCAAAUGAAUCUAAGAUCCAGAACUGAGCUGCUGUACCGCUUGAAGGAAACAAAAUUUGGGUCACAAUCAAGAUUUAAUCCUUUAGAUUAAAUCUUGAUUUUUUUUUUUUAAAUCAAUCAAUCAAUCCUCCUGGAAACAGAGAGGAGAAACUUAAGAGUUAAAGUGUCAAAUAAGAGUUGGUGGAGACCAAAACUGAGCUAAAAGCACAGAGAACAUUGGGCUUCUAUUCGCCCGAUGAACAGAUAAACAAUUAGAAUUAAAUGAUCAAGCUUCUUUAAAUCUGUCUGAUCUUUAAAUAAGAAACUGCAAAUGCGUUUAUUAGUUUAAUAUAGCAAACAUGUUCUGUUGUGUCCCCCGUUUAGAAACUAAAAACGUUCCCAGUCCACAUUUAACUCCUUCCAUUAAAGUCAGCCAGAGUUGAGUUUCUGCAUCGUUAGGUCAGCAAAAUAAGAACUGUGAAAAUAAUAAUUAAAAUACAAGAUGCACUAUGUGGACAAAAGACCUGGGCCAGCUACAUGUUACACAUGGAAACGCAUGCUGUGAAGCUCCCGGCGCACAGUUUUUGUGCUGAUGUUAAUGUCUAUGCCAUAUCCCUCAUCGCCUGGUGACCCCACUCUAACUUUAUGUGGUCGGGGACUUCGUGGAUGAGUUGCCGUGGUUACUCCUCUUUAGUAAUAGUAUUUACAGCUGACAGUGGGAUAUUAAACUUCAAUGGUGGCACCCUGUUACAACACCUCACUCAAAUUCAAUGAGCUCUUUGCACCCGCCCAUUCUUUCACAGAUGUUGUAAAGACAGACUGUUUGGCUAGAUGAAUGAUCUUUGUGGCAACAGGUCUGAAAACAGUUGAAUUCAAACAUUAGGAGGUGUGUCUCAAUACUUUUGUCCAUAUAAUGUAUAUUAGGACUCAGUCAGUGAGGCAGUGGUUCUCUUCCCCCACUAAAUGGCAACCUCAAAACUUGUAUCAGUUCAUGGAUUGUAAGCUCUUUGCUAAAUGUAUUAACUGGUAGUGUUGAAAUAGUAGGUUUUUCUAACUUUAGUAUGGAAGUGUGGUACGGCAUUUUUAAAUUUGAGAAAUUUAUACAAUAUUUGGAACGAAACCUUCAACUUUUUAACUUAAAUUAUAGCUGGGCUCGAGUAUCUGCUGUUAGAAGAGACCUCUAAUUGAGUCAAAAUGCUCUUUGCCUUGUAGUAUUGUUAGUCAAAUUAUUGCAAUGAUGCGAUUUCCUGAAAUUAACCGUAGUCUUUUCAUGCCUCUUUAACUUGAGCGCUCAGAGGAAGAUCACUGAAACUGAGCAUUAGAGGCAUUAAAAAUCACUGCCAGAAACUAAAAUGUGAAUAAAUUGUGAGAAUAUCCAGAGAUAUGUGGGUUUUUGGUGGAUGCUGAUUGCUUAAAAACGCCCUACAUUAACAGCAAAGUGAUCCUUGUUUUGAAGUUAUUGUAUUGUCAUCACAGUCUCAUUCCUUAUCACCUAACAAAAACUGAUUGAACCCCAUUUACAUGUUCUCAUGCCGUCUCUCUGAACAAGCUGGUUGUUCUGUGCGUGUAAGUCCUGAACGUGUUGCUGUGGAAUUUUUUUUUUUAAUACCUGUACCUCUGUACCUGUGUCGAUGUGUUUGUGACGCUGUGACGAUGGUUCCUCUGUCCUUGACUAGUCGUGGUUAGAGAUUAGGAGCUGUUCGGUCCAUCGGUAAUCUGUCAGUGAUCAGCAGUGUCUUUCUCUCUCUGCCGUCCCUCUGGUGAUGAGAGAGUCUUCUUCUUCACCAAGCCUCCACAAGCUCACCUUUCUGAGAGCAUGCCGUUACUCCCUCACAUGUUUUAAUUAAAUUUUUUUGCCAUCUGUCUUCAUGGAAAUGGGAGUCACCUGUGAAAGCAGUAGAUUUCUACCCGACCGAGGUUCUGCUCAGAACAGAGCGCCCUGAGCUUGUGGACUUGUGAAGAGUAUUUUGCACAUGCCAUCGUUUCUUCAGCAGCAGUCUUCAGCUUUUUUGCCUUUUGCCUAUAACAAUACUAUAAUAAACAAUGAUGCUUGUACAUAUCAGAAUAGUACUUGUUAUAUUGUAUUCUUUAUUUUUUUUUAAUUUUUUUUUUUUUAAUUUGACAUGUUUUGUAGUACCGCUUUUUUCAUGAUUACGUUUGUCAAUCAAACAGAUGUGGGAUGAGAAGUGGAAGUGUUUCAUUGUUUCAUUGUUUUUUUUUAAAUAAAGAUAUUCUUGAUUUGUA